Molecule: messenger RNA, 2493 nt
Organism: Mesorhabditis spiculigera
Lineage: Eukaryota; Metazoa; Nematoda; Chromadorea; Rhabditida; Rhabditidae
Source: the annotation of a GenBank genome assembly
AUGGGCAUCUCCACGUCGCCCAGCCCGCAUCGCUAUUCGGGGCCACGCGUGAUUGGCCCGGGGCAACGGGCUGCGAUUGGUCGCCCGGAUCCGGUGGGCGUGGCCUCGGUUUGCACACGUCGCCUAAGUACUGAGAGGGCCCCCACAGGCUAUCUGAGCGGCCAUUCCUUCGUGAAGCACGACGAUGAGGCGCUCGUCCGCUCUCUUCCUACUCUUCUUCCUAGUUGCAUCUAUCGCGAUCUACCCCCCUUCACCAGCGCCGAAGAUGAGGUAGAUGAUGUGAACGGAAAGGUCAACACCGGCAAAGGAAAGGGAACUGAUCAGGACACGAUUGCAAGGGAAGAAGAAGCCAUCAAGCUCGAUGGUCUGUCCGUGGCCGAGGUCAAGAAGCUCCGAGCGGCCGCUGAAAAACACGAAUUCCAAGCGGAGGUCAACCGGAUGAUGAAGUUGAUUAUCAACUCGCUCUACCGCAACAAGGAGAUCUUCCUUCGUGAGCUGAUCUCUAACGCUUCCGAUGCCCUCGACAAGAUCCGCCUGCUUUCGCUCACCGAUCCCGACCAACUCCGCGAGACCGAUGACACCAGCAUCAAGAUCAAGGCUGACCGCGACAACAAGGUGCUCCACAUCAUCGACUCGGGUGUCGGCAUGACCAAGAAGGAUCUGAUGAACAACUUGGGAACCAUCGCCCGCUCCGGAACCUCCGAGUUUAUGAGCAAGCUGAUGGACUCUGCUACCAGCCAGGAGCAGCAACAGGACCUGAUCGGCCAAUUCGGAGUCGGCUUCUAUUCGGCCUUCCUCGUCGCCGACCGCGUGGUCGUCACCACCAAGCACAACGAUGAUGACCAGUACAUCUGGGAAUCUGACUCGGCCAGCUACUCCCUGACCAAGGACCCCCGCGGAAACACCCUCAAGCGCGGAACGCAAAUCACGCUCUACAUGAAGGAAGAGGCCAUGGACUUCCUGGAGCCGGACACCCUCAAGAACCUCGUCCACAAGUACUCUCAGUUCAUCAACUUCAACAUCUUCUUGUGGCAGAGCAAGACCGAGACUGUCGAGGAGCCAAUUGAGGAGGAAGAGCCCAAGGAAGAUGGCGCCGUCGAGGAGGAGAAGGAGAAGACCAAGAAGGUCGAGAAGACGAUCUGGGACUGGGACAAGGUCAACACCGUCAAGCCGAUCUGGAUGCGCAAGCCUUCCCAAGUCGAAGAUGAGGAGUACAACGAGUUCUACAAGAGCGUCACCAAGGACUCGACGAAGCCCCUGGCCCAUGUGCACUUCAACGCUGAGGGUGAAGUCUCCUUCAAGGCUAUCCUCUACGUGCCCAACAGCUCGCCCACUGAUAUGUUCCAGAACUACGGAAAGGUUGCCGAGAACAUCAAGCUCUACGUCCGCCGCGUCUUCAUCACCGAUGACUUCGCCGACAUGAUGCCUAAGUACCUCUCCUUCAUCCGUGGUAUCGUCGACUCUGACGAUCUGCCCCUCAACGUUUCCCGCGAAAACCUCCAACAGCACAAGCUCCUCAAGGUCAUCAAGAAGAAGCUCGUCCGCAAGGUGCUCGACAUGAUCAAAAAGCUCGAGGGCGAGCAGUUCGACAGCUUCUGGAAGGAGUUCUCCACCAACGUCAAGCUCGGUGUGAUGGAAGACCCGUCCAACAGGAUGCGUUUGGCCAAGCUGCUCCGAUUCCAGUCUUCCAACGACGACGAGAAGCUGACUUCUUUGGCCACCUACGUGGAGCGCAUGAAGGAGAAGCAGGAGCACAUCUUCUACAUGGCUGGCACUUCUCGCAAGGAGGUCGAAACGUCGCCGUUCGUUGAGCGCCUUCUCGCCAAGGGAUACGAGGUUCUCUACCUGACCGAGCCCGUCGACGAGUACUGCAUCCAGGCUAUGCCCGAAUUCGAGGGCAAGAAGUUCCAGAACGUCGCCAAGGAGGGCAUCAAGAUCGAGGAGGGCGAGAAGGGCGAAGAGGCGCACAAGGAGCUCGAGAAGGAGUUCGAGCCCCUCACCGACUGGCUGAAGGAUAAGGCCCUCAAGGACAAAAUCGAGAAGGCCGUCGUGUCGAAGCGCCUCGUCAAGUCGCCAUCGGCCCUUGUUGCUUCGAGCUACGGCUGGUCCGGCAACAUGGAGCGCAUCAUGAAGUCGCAGGCCUACGCCAAGGCCAAGGAUCCCACCCACGACUUCUAUGCCGCCCAGAAGAAGACCUUCGAGAUCAACCCGCGCCAUCCGGUCGUCAGGGAACUGCUUCGCCGUGUUGAGGCCGACAAGGAGGACAAGAAGAGUUUGGACACGGCCGCUCUGCUUUUCGAAACCGCGGCACUGAGGUCCGGCUUCUCUCUGGAUGACCAGGUCGGAUUCGCCGAGCGCAUCGAAGCUGUGAUCCGCCAGAAUCUCGAAGUUUCCCAGGACGCCGAGGUUGAGGCCGAGCCUGAGCACGAAGAGUCUACCGAAAAGGCCGCUCAGGAGGAGGAGAUUGACGUCGAAGAGGAGCACUCUGAGCUG